Vicia faba (fava bean) is the source of this 2757-nucleotide messenger RNA. The record is from the annotation of a GenBank genome assembly. Lineage: Eukaryota; Viridiplantae; Streptophyta; Magnoliopsida; Fabales; Fabaceae.
AUGGCCAAUAAUUCUCAGUUUCGGCCAGUCAUUCAUGCACAGCAAGGGCAACCAUUUGUUCCAAUGACAUCACAGCAAUUUGGACAUGCUGUUCCUUCGUCUAAUGUUGGGAUGCCUGUUAUUCAGGGUCAGCAAUUGCAGUAUUCUCAACAAAUGCAACAGUUGCCUCCAAGACAAAUUCAGCCCGGUCAUCCCGUUUCUUCACCACAAGGAGCACCUUCUCAAUCUUCAUAUACUUUCACACCAUCUUAUGGCCAGCAGCAAGACAAUGCUAAUGCAUUGCCCCAAUACCAGCAUCCACCUCAAAUGCUUGCACCUCCUGCUGGACAACCUUGGCCGUCCUCAGUACCUCAGAGUGCUGCAGCGGUUACAUCAGUACAGCAGGCUGGAGUUCAAUCAUCUGGUACUGCUUCAAGUGAUACUGCAGCUAAUACCACUAACUCGAACUCUGCAUCUGAUUGGGCAGAGCAUGCUGCUGGUGAUGGGAGAAGAUACUACUACAACAAGACUACAAGGCAAUCUAGUUGGGAAAAACCUUUGGAGUUGAUGUCACCUCUUGAGAGGGCUGACGCAUCAACUGUCUGGAAAGAGUUCACUGCUUCAGAUGGAAGAAAGUAUUACUUCAAUAAGAUUACUCAGCAAUCAACAUGGACAAUACCAGAAGAACUCAAGCUGGCUCGUGAGCAGGCGCAUAAAACUAUUAGCCAGGGAAUGGUGUCAAAUGCAAGUAAUACAUCCAAUGCUGCUGCCUCCUUAGCUGCAACACCAACACCCGCUAAUGCAGCUAAUUCCAACACUUUGACAUCUAACGGAGUUGAACCAAGCACUGUUGUAACUGUGAGCACUGCACCCACAACUGUCACAGGAAGCUCGGGAAUAGCAGCCAACUCACUUGAUUCAAAAAUUCCAUCCAUUGUUGAAAAUCAAGCAACUCAUGAUUCUACUUCUGUCAAUGGAGCUCCUCUUCAAGAUGUGGAGGAAGCCAAAAGAGGAUUUCCUGUAGUUGGACAAACUAAUGUGACUCCUUCAGAGGAGAAAACCAAUGAUGGUGAAACUUUUGUAUAUGCAAAUAAGCUGGAAGCAAAAAAUGCAUUUAAAGCGCUUCUGGAAUCUGCGAAUGUUCAUUCUGAUUGGACGUGGGAACAGGCAAUGAGAGAAAUCAUCAGUGAUAAAAGAUAUAAUGCCCUGAAAACACUUGGUGAGCGAAAACAAGCAUUCAAUGAGUAUUUGGGCCAAAGGAAGAAGCUAGAGGCUGAAGAGAGGCGCAUAAAGCAGAAAAAAGCCCGUGAAGAAUUCACAAAGAUGUUAGAAGAGUGCAAGGAGCUAAAAUCGUCCACUAGAUGGAGCAAAGCUAUAAGUAUGCUUGAAAAUGAUGAACGAUUCAAUGCCGUUGAAAGACCCAGAGACCGGGAAGAUUUAUUUGAAAGUUACAUGGUGGAACUUGAGAGAAAGGAAAAGGAAAAUGCUGCUGAGGAACACCGGCGGAAUUUAGCAGAAUAUAGGAAGUUUCUGGAGUCCUGUGAUUUUGUGAAGGUGAAUAGUCAUUGGCGAAAAAUCCAAGAUCGGCUAGAGGAUGAUGAUAGACACUUACUACUUGAAAAAAUUGACCGCUUGCUUGUUUACCAGGAUUAUAUUCGUGACUUGGAGAAGGAGGAAGAGGAACAGAAAAGGAUACAGAAGGAACGAAUCCGUCGGGGUGAAAGGAAAAACCGUGAUGCAUUUCGCAAGUUGCUGGAAGAACAUAUUGCUGAUGGAGUUCUUACAGCUAAAACACAAUGGCGAGAUUAUUGCUUGAAGGUGAAAGAGUUACCUCAAUAUCAAGCUGUUGCAUCAAAUACAUCUGGUUCUACUCCGAGAGAUUUAUAUGAGGAUGUCUUUGAAGAUCUUGAAAAGAAGUAUCACGAAGACAAGACACUCAUAAAAGAUACACUUAAGUCAGGCAAGAUCACAGUAGUGACCACAUCAGUAUAUGAGGACUUCAAGUCUUCUGUAUUAGAAGAAGCUGCUUGCCAAACGAUAUCAGUGAUCAAUUUGAAGCUUUUAUAUGAAGAAUUAUUAGAGAGAGCUAAGGAGAAGGAGGAGAAAGAAGCUAAGAAACGGCAACGCCUUGCUGAUGACUUUACUAACUUGUUAUAUUCGUUCAAGGAUAUUACUACUAAUUCAAUAUGGGAGGAUUGCAAGCCACUUUUUGAGGAGGCACAAGAGUACAGGUCAAUUGGGGAUGAAAGCUACAGUAGAGAAAUUUUUGAGGAAUACAUUACAUACUUAAAGGAAAAAGUUAAAGAGAAGGAACGCAAGCGUGAAGAGGAAAAGGCCAAGAGGGAGAAAGAAAGAGAAGAGAAAGAGAAACGUAAAGAGAAAGAGAAAAAAGAGAAGGAAAGAGAACGUGAAAAAGAGAAGUCUAAGGAACUACAUAAGAAAGAUGACACAGAUAGCGAUAAUCCUGACAUAACGGACAGCCAUGGUUAUAGAGAGGAGAAGAAAAAAGAAAAGGAUAAAGAUAAGGAAAGAAAACAUCGGAGAAGACAUCAGAGUAGUUUAGAAGACGUGGAUUCUGAAAAAGACGAGAAGGAAGAAUCUAGAAAAUCGCGAAGACAUGGAAGUGAACGAAAGAAGUCUAGGAAGCAUGCAAACUCUGAGUCAGACAAUGAAACUCGGCAUAAAAAACACAAGAGGGAGCACGGGGAUGGUUCCAGGAGAACUGGAUGGAAUGAGGAGCUUGAAGAUGGGGAGCUCGGCGAUGAUGUAGAGGUUUAG